Saccoglossus kowalevskii is the source of this 1146-nucleotide messenger RNA. RefSeq lists its product as uncharacterized. Lineage: Eukaryota; Metazoa; Hemichordata; Enteropneusta; Harrimaniidae. The record is from RefSeq and is a predicted model, not a curated record.
AUGAAGUUUCUUUGGGUAUUCACAUUUGCAAUUACACUAUUCCAAACAGCUGCACUCCCCAACAGAAGAGGUACGCUGCGCUGUCUAAAAUGCCUCAAACAAGAUGACCUAACAGUUGCAGAAUGUGUUGAAAAUGGAGUGUUCGAAACAUGCGGGACGAAAAGGCCGACAUGUAUGACUGAAUUAUGGAACAAGAGAGGAAAGAUUGUCUUCAGCUCAGGCUGCCAUAACCGUCAGGCAUGUGUCGACGUAGAGGCCAAGGAACUCGGCAUGAACCAGUGUGACAAACAACCGCUAAUCAUCAACACCAAAUGUCGAUACUAUUGCACUAUCCAAGACGAGCUCGCUCCGGGUGGUUAUUGUAGAUUUCCAGCGUGGAAAACCUGUGUCGUUAAGGGUGAUCCCCAUUUCACUACAUUGGAUGGUUAUAAGUAUGACUUUUCAGGAUCAUGUGGCUAUACGUUGUUGCAAGAUAUCAGCAACGGCCCUGGAGUCACCCCGACAUACAUGGUAUCCGCAACAGACAUGUAUAUAGGACAGACCGCACGUGUGGUUGAUGUCAAUAUUACAGUGGAGGGACAUGCCAUUGAAAUUGACUGUGAAAUCGGGGAAGACGAAUCAUCUGUGGAAAUACGGAUUGAUGGUAUCUCUCCCAUAAUUAAUUCAUUUCCGUUUGAAUUUAAUGAGGGUAGACUGAUAAUAGACAAUGACGAAGGGGGUUACAUGGUCGUCAGCGCACCCUUAGCAGGAUUGAUUGUCUUCUGGAACAAAAAAUAUCAUCUCGAGAUUAUGUUUGACACGACAAUGAUAAUGGAAGGCAAGUUAUCAAUUGGAGGCAUGUGUGGUAAUGGAAAUGGGAAUGCUGACUUUCAAGAUGAGUUGAUAACCAGAGGAAGCAUUCCAGUUGAGAACGGAUCUCCUGAAUCCAUAGAGGAUUUUGCAGCCAGUUGGGAAGUUACUGGGACUUGUGUUUCGAUGUGAAUGAAAUGACAGCUAUUGCAAGGAAAUACAUACAUACCGGCUAUUUGAGGAUGAACAUGUAUCGUGACGAUCACUGAGUUAAACCUACUUAAUUCAAGUUUUCGCCCUAGGGGGGUAAAUAUAUUAGAAUUUUUGGAAAACAAGUAAUAAAUAUUGGUAUUGAUG